Aphanomyces invadans is the source of this 1902-nucleotide messenger RNA. RefSeq lists its product as hypothetical. The record is from RefSeq and is a predicted model, not a curated record. NCBI's taxonomy places the organism in Eukaryota, Oomycota, Saprolegniomycetes, Saprolegniales, Verrucalvaceae. Bases 671 to 1306 code for a protein of 211 amino acids. The transcript is spliced from 2 exons.
GCGCCUGUCUCGCGAUAGCCGCCGACUGUCGUCGUUGUUGCCGCGCGAGCUCCCCGAGCGGUCUGUGUUGAAUGCUCUGCGUGAGAGACAUUCCCUCCACUGAAUCCUGUCAAACCCGUUCCCCGAUCCAGGUCAUGCAUGCAUGCAGCAUCACCACUGCUUCAGGAUGAACCACCUUGAAGGUUGGAACGAACGAAGUCGCUAGCCGGAUGAAAUUGGAGAUGCGGCAGGCCGAAAAGCAGCUUGCUGGCUGGACGAGUGGCGUCAGCUGCGAGGUGCGGUCACUGAGCACGGCGACGCUAACAACAUCCAUCCUCCAGCCGUUGCAGCGUGUAACCCAAGGAUAUCGCCACUGGCAGGCAGCUGGUACAGAUCGCAUCUCGCGAGCGCUGCAUGGAUCCAGCACGUGGAAAAAUUUGAAUCUGUCGAAAACACCACGAUGCAUUCGUCCGGUCCAACAUGUGCCGAGCUUUCCUGGACCUGCGACGCUUCCUGUUCCCCAACGGCACUCGUCAUUUCUGCCACGGCGACGGCACACGGGGGGCUGCUUUCGUGCUACUUUGAGUGGGUCGCCGGCCCGACCGAACUAGAGAGAGGGGGGUGGUAACCCCCACCUGUUGACGAUGCGCAUUGCCAGAAAAAUGCAGAAACGAUCCAAAGACAACUCGGCAUGUUCGAUUCGGCUAAUCGACUAACAGUGGGCGUCCAUCGCCCUGCUACGGCCGGUCCAGCGCUCCCUCUAUUUGCGUGCAUUGCGCGGGCACAGCAACUACUUCUAGACGCUUUUUCUCGGGCAACUGACCACGUACGUCGUCGCAGUCAAGUCGCUUCUUCGUCGGUAUCUCGACGGGGACACGGCCAUCCUGGCGUGUAUCGACAAGUCGGCGAAGCGAAGGCAGACAUCGUUGGCCUUAACAGUGUGUACACAAACGACUCGGUCGACUGUGAAGCAUAUUCCACCGACGGGAUGCUUCAAUAUUGGUUCUACCCAUCUCUCUUGUCCCAACGCCACUGCUCUCGUCGACCAUGCCGUGCAGAACCCAACACCGUCGUUUCAGCUGCUAACGCCGCACGAGAACCAAGACGUCCAGCCAGCAAUGUGAAUACAUCUUCACCCGGCGCACAACGAGCAAAAAUAGAGACCGACGACAGCGACGAGGAUGCAGGCGUGCGCAUCGUGGUGACCUCGCAGCUUGUGGUAUGGUGCGCCAUGCGACCUUUGUGCUUAGAGGUGCCUUCACUAAGCACUUCGUCGACGUGGGAUGGCGAAGGUCGUCGCCCAAGCCACGAUCCGCGCAUUCGAUGAGUAUGUUGCAUGCUUCGACGGACUCGUUGGGUUGCAACCACGUUCCUUCAUCCUCGACCCCAACAGCGCCAGCCAUGCAAUCCAUGCUCGAGCGUCUUGUUUUCACCGGCAAUAGGCGGCACGACCACAAGGCUGGGCUCUGCAUAGUGUGCGUCCCGCCCGACCUUGUCUUGGCGCCGUCUUCGGCUACCUUUGCAUCACGCUCAACGACCUAGCGUAACUCGGUUGCACUAAACUGCGCAAACCAGCUCCAAUGAACAGAUUUGCUAGAGCUGGACGAGGUGAUGGUUUCUUGGGUUGCUCUCGAGCAAGUCCUCUACGAUCGCUUGCCUGGUCAACGGGCGUGACCUCCGAUUUGUUCGUUCAAUUCCAUCGAGCCUGGAGGUAAAGGCCGUCGCGCAGAAAAGUCCAGCCCCCUGAACCCAGCUAUCAAACUGAUGGAACGCGGUUGAGUGGUCCCAUGGCGUUGCAAGCUGAAGCAGAGAAUGGUCAACCGCGGUUCCAUGUUGGUCAAGAGAGGCCCAAGUGAAGCAAGUCCAUUAUGACGCAUACACGUUUGCUAGGUUAGUGCAUGUGCUUGAGCAUGAGUAUGAUGG